AUGUCUCGAGAUGGGUUUUCACCUCAUGCCCUAAGGACUUUGUAUGUGCAGCUGGUCCGCCCUUUGUUGGAGUACUGCUCGCCAGUUUGGUCACCAUACCUGAUAUGCCAUGUUGAUCUUCUCGAGGGUGUACAGAGAAAAUUUCUCCGAGUACUUGGAGUGAGUCUGGGCUUUCGCUACCUUGAAGUACCACUGGAUGAGAUGGAACGUCGGUUUGGACUUCUUCCUCUGAGUUCGAGACGCAAAAUCUUUGAUCUGAUGCUCUUAAGGAAGAUCAUCACAGCCUCGGUCGAUUCACCAGAUUUGCUGAGCAGGGUUGAUUUUCGUUGUGCUCGGGUGGUUCGAUCCAGAGGACUCUUUGAGAGAGCUCAUUGUUCGACACUGUACUCUUACCACAGUGCUCUGCCUCGCCUUCAUCGUCUGGGAAACAGCCUGCCCAGUUACAUCGACCUGAUUCAGUUCUCCGAGAAUCGUCUUAGGAGGGAGCUAACCAACUUCUACUCGUCGGAGGAGCAUGUGCAUGUUUGA
Messenger RNA from Macrosteles quadrilineatus (aster leafhopper), 528 nucleotides. RefSeq lists its product as uncharacterized. The transcript has a single exon. Lineage: Eukaryota; Metazoa; Arthropoda; Insecta; Hemiptera; Cicadellidae. Bases 1 to 528 code for a protein of 175 amino acids. The record is from RefSeq and is a predicted model, not a curated record.